Rhinichthys klamathensis goyatoka is the source of this 830-nucleotide messenger RNA. RefSeq names its product calcium-binding protein 2. Lineage: Eukaryota; Metazoa; Chordata; Actinopteri; Cypriniformes; Leuciscidae. The record is from RefSeq and is a predicted model, not a curated record. The transcript has 7 exons. Gene Ontology annotation, molecular function: calcium ion binding. The coding region runs from base 21 to 665 and encodes 214 amino acids.
GUGUGUGUGACAGCGACAGCAUGGCACAGAGAGCGGACAGAGCGCCAUCUAUAGACAGCCAUUCAGCGGAAGGCUCCGCCCCCAAACCGGCCCUCCGCAAGCCCUCGAUCUCCGACGCCAGCAAGAAGAAGAAGAGCAAGAAGUCGAGCGAUGAAGUGAUGAGCAAGGUGUACAGCAACUUGCUGAGCAGCGUCUUCGGCCAGGAGAGAGAGUUGUCUCAGCCGGAGCUCGAUGAGCUGUCCGAGGCCUUUAAGGAGUUCGACUACGAUCAGGACGGAUAUCUGAACUAUAAGGAUCUGGCCGAGUGCAUGAGAACGAUGGGUUACAUGCCGACAGAGAUGGAGCUGCUGGAGAUCAUUCAACAGAUCAAGAUGAGGCUCGGGGGUCUGAUGGAUUUCGAUGACUUCUGUGAGUUAAUGGGCCCCAGGAUGAUGGUGGAGACGGCGGAUAUGCUCGGCCUCAAAGAGAUCAAGAGCUCCUUCCAUCAGUUUGACACUGAUGGCGAUGGGAAGAUCUCUCUGGAUGAGAUGAAGGAGGCCAUGAAGAAUCUGUUAGGAGAGAAACUCAAGAAAGGAGAACUGGAGGAGAUCAUCAAGGAGCUGGACCUCAAUGGAGACGGAACCGUGGAUUUCGAUGAGUUUGUGAUGAUGCUGUCGGUGCGAUAAAACACAACACCGUCAUUAACAUCUUCCAUCAGUGUUUCCAGCGGCGGAUGACACUGGUUCAGACGCACACGAGGAACACAGGAACAUCAGGGGUUUUUAAAGUGGUCCUAAUAUGCCCUUUUAUGAAGUCUUGGUUUUGUUUUGGGGGUUACUAUAUGUUUUCAU